GCUGACUGCUGACUGCCCUCCCCUCGGCCAUGGACACACCUGUUUACUCUCCACCAGCACUCACCACCUCAGAACCUGGGAACACGUCUUCCACCUGGCCCCUGGAUGCCGCCCUGGGAAAUAGAUCAGGGGGCCCAAGCCCAACAGGACUGGCCAUCAGCGGCAUUCUGAUCCCCCUGGUCUACUUGGUGGUGUGUGUGGUGGGUCUUCUGGGCAACUCGCUGGUCAUCUAUGUGGUCCUGAGGCACACGGCCAGCCCGUCAGUCACCAACGUCUACAUUCUGAACCUGGCACUGGCUGAUGAACUCUUCAUGCUGGGGCUGCCCUUCCUGGCAGCCCAGAAUGCCCUGUCUUACUGGCCCUUUGGCUCCCUCAUGUGCCGUCUGGUCAUGGCUGUGGACGGCAUCAACCAGUUCACCAGCAUCUUCUGCCUCACCGUCAUGAGUGUCGACCGCUACCUAGCGGUGGUGCACCCGACGCGCUCGGCCCGCUGGCGCACAGCGCCCGUGGCCCGCACAGUGAGCGUGGCCGUCUGGGUGGCCUCAGCCGUGGUGGUACUGCCCGUGGUGGUCUUCUCGGGCGUGCCCCGCGGCAUGAGCACCUGCCACAUGCAGUGGCCCGAGCCGGCAGCGGCCUGGCGGGCAGGCUUCAUCAUCUAUACAGCCGCCUUGGGCUUCUUUGGGCCACUGCUGGUCAUCUGCCUCUGCUAUCUGCUGAUUGUGGUGAAGGUGCGCUCUGCCGGGCGGCGGGUGCGGGCGCCCUCGUGCCAGCGGCGGCGGCACUCUGAGCGCAGGGUCACGCGCAUGGUGGUGGCUGUGGUGGCACUUUUUGUCCUUUGCUGGAUGCCCUUCUAUGUGCUCAACAUCGUCAACGUGGUGUGCCCGCUGCCGGAGGAGCCCGCCUUCUUCGGUCUCUACUUCCUGGUGGUGGCACUGCCCUAUGCCAACAGCUGUGCCAACCCCAUCCUGUAUGGCUUCCUCUCCUACCGCUUCAAGCAGGGCUUCCGCAGGGUCCUGCUGCGGCCUUCGCGCCGCGUGCGCAGCCAGGAGCCAGAGGCAGGGCCUCCGGAGAAGACGGAGGAGGACGAGGAGGAGGAGGAAGAGGAGGGUGAGGAGGGUGGGGAGAAGAAGCAAGGGGAGGUGAAGGAGGUGAAUGGCCGGGUCAGCCAGAUCACCCAGCCUGGCCCAAGCGGGCAGGAGCUGCCACCCAGUGGCCCUGCGAUUAAAGAACAACAGUUCCUGCCCCAGGAGCCCUCUAAUGAAGAGAGGUCCAGCGCCAUGCACAUCAGUUACCUGUAGGUUCCGGAGAACUGGGGCACCG
Molecule: messenger RNA, 1320 nt
Organism: Chrysochloris asiatica (Cape golden mole)
Lineage: Eukaryota; Metazoa; Chordata; Mammalia; Afrosoricida; Chrysochloridae
Gene: SSTR3
Product: somatostatin receptor 3
Exons: 1
Coding region: 30-1298 (422 amino acids)
Biological process (GO): neuropeptide signaling pathway
Cellular component (GO): membrane; neuron projection
Molecular function (GO): neuropeptide binding; somatostatin receptor activity
Source: RefSeq, a predicted model, not a curated record